Molecule: messenger RNA, 9718 nt
Organism: Belonocnema kinseyi
Lineage: Eukaryota; Metazoa; Arthropoda; Insecta; Hymenoptera; Cynipidae
Gene: Nf1
Product: neurofibromin
Exons: 24
Coding region: 135-8354 (2739 amino acids)
Biological process (GO): regulation of GTPase activity
Source: RefSeq, a predicted model, not a curated record
GACCCAGAGACUCUGCUGAUCUGAUCCCCUGAUGGUGCAGAACUGAAUGUGAAUGACUGACUACCGUGAUUGUGAAAACCGAAAAAAUUAUUAUGACAUUCCGUCAAUGAAUUACCGGUAAAAAACGGAUAUCGAUGGGGACGCAAAAGCCGGGAGAGUGGGCGAACUCGCUCAUUGCGCGAUUCGAGGACCAGUUGCCAUGUCGAACUGGUCCACAGACCACACACUCCCGGCUGAACGAGGAGAAGAACAAAAAAUGUUUGAUUAAAAUUUCGCGCUACCGAUUUUCCCUCGUGAUAUCCGGCCUAACGAAGAUGCUGCAACGCGUCAACGAAAUGGUACCCUCGACAGGAGGUCAACGGUCCUUCCAUUCCACAGACCAGGAUCGAAACUGCUACGAAUCCAUCAUCAUAGUAUUAGAUACCCUAGAACGAUGUCUCGCCAAUCAGCCUAAAGAUACCACCAAAUACGAAGAGGCCAUGAACGUGAAAAAAACGCUCAAAGAAAUAUGCCAGUUCAUAGAUAUUCCAAACGACAGUCCUCAAAACGCUCAUCUCAAAAAUCUGGCUAGCAAAGUUCUCUUCGCUCUCAGCUUAAAUUUUUUCAAUGCUGUCUUCAAUCGAAUUUCUGCUCGACUGCAAGAACUUUCCGUCAGCAGCGAGGAAAAUCCUGAUUACAGCGACAUCGAACUCAUUCAACAUAUCAAUGUUGACGUUCACAGACUUUCCAGACUUUUAAAUGAAACGAUCCAAAAGUUCCGUCAGCUGAAAAAGUCGGCUCACCUCGUCCUGAUGAAUUCUCUGGAGAAGGCCGUUUGGAAUUGGAUGGACACUUAUCCGCACGAGUUUGCCGAUUUGCAGAAGAGGCCGAACGAAGAGUUGGGCAAGGCCUGUGGAGAAUUGUUCGACGUUUUGGACUCGUUUGCCGACAAUAAGAAGGGACGAGCGGCUGCUGUCUGGCCUCUGCAAAUAAUGCUACUGAUACUCUCGCCAAAGGUCCUGGAGGAAAUUGUCAAUGCCGACACGGGCGCGCCCUGUUCGCCAAAGCACUCGAAGAAGAAGUCGUUCAUCGACAGUGUGAAAAAGGGACUGGGAAUGCACGGCGGGUCGAAUCGUCAACUUGUGGAAGCUGCCGCAGUCACCUGUGUCAAACUUUGCAAGGCCUCGACCUACAUCAGCAAUUUGGACUCGAAUAAUGUCAUUUUCACCCUCGUGCAGCACGUGAUGAGCGAUCUGACCUCGCUUCUUUUCAAUCCUUGCAAGCCCUUUUCACGCGGCCAGAGCUGCGUCGCUCAGGACAUCGAUUUAAUGAUAGACUGUUUCGUCAGUUGCUUCCGGAUCAAGCCUCACAACAACGAAGUACUUAAAGUCUGCCUAAACCUGAACUCGCCUUCGACCUAUCAGUUCGUCCUAGUCAGCUCAUUAUACAAAAUCGUUACCCAGCCAAGAUUACCAUGGUGGCCUCAAAUCGAUUUGGUUUACUCUCGCAGUGCCGAAUUGAGAAAUAUGUUCACUGACGCUUUAAAUAAAGUUACACAAAGUUACAUAUCGCACACGCCGUUGCGGAUGAUUCAGAGUUUAACCCUUAAGGGCAAGGAGCAGAAUAAAUAUCGAGACAGGGGAGAAGAAGUUUCCAGUUAUCGAAAUCUUCUCCUUUGGAUGGUCCGAUUAAUUCACGCUGAUCCCAUGUUGAUGCUAAACAAUCAAGGUAAAGCGGGUCACGAAAUCCAAAGUUCUACAUUAGAACUGAUAAAUGGUUUGGUUUCGCUGGUUCAUCAACCAACGAUGCCAGAUAUUGCGCACGAGGCGAUGGAGGCGCUUUUGGUUUUGCACCAUCCGGACAAAAUUAAGGCCUGGAAUCCGGAAGCGCCGAUCAACACUUUCUGGGAUGUCAGUUCCCAGGUUCUCUUCUCGAUCUCCCAGAAACUGACGCAGCAUCAGAUUCUUAAUUAUACGGAUAUUCUCAAAUGGCUGAGGGAAGUUCUUAUUUGCCGGAACGCCUUUCUUUCGCAGAACAAGGACUAUGCAAAUGUGGGCAGUCAAAUUGCCAUCUGCAAACAAGCACACAUCAAACUGGAGGUGGUUUUAUUUAUGUACCUGUGGAGUAUUGAUAUGGAGGCUGUUCUUGUGGCGAUGUCCUGCUUCGCUCUUUUGUGCGAGGAAGCUGAAAUUCGUUGCGGAAGUGACGAAGUUGCCGUUACGUGUCUUCUGCCUAAUUAUCAUUUAUAUGUUGAAUUAGCUCAAGCUUCGACUAUUUUAACAACUGCCAGCGGAGAAAGUAGGAUGUAUUAUCUUAAACAUAAUCAUGGUCGAGCUGCAUUGCAAAAACGGAUUAUGGCUCUCUUAAGAAAAAUCGAGCACUGCGUCAAUGGCGUUCAACCUGCGUGGGAGGAAACCUUUCGAAAUUGGGAACAGACCUCGCGACAAUUAUCCAAUUACCCAAAAAAUAAAACCGAAGACGGUCAGGUUGAAUCUUUCCACCGAAGCACCGGCAAACGAAGAGCCUCUCACCAAAAUUCGGAACACGAGUUGGAGGAGCAAAUCAACGAGUGGGCAAAUAUGACCGGAUUUCUCUGUGCUCUCGGCGGCGUUUGUCUCCAGAGAAAAUCACCUAGCCGACCUUUAUCUGGAAUGCCCUCGAAUCCCGAGCCCAAGCGAAGCUCCACCAAACUCGAUUCAGUUUCCUGUCUGACAAAUCCCAGCCAGGAAGUCCAGUACUGUCCAGUCACCCAAUUCGUCUUCAAUCUUCUGCGACUCUUGAUUUGCAACAACGAGAAAUUUGGCGCCCAGAUUCAGAAGCACGUGAAGGAAUUGGUCGGCCACGAGAUGAGUCCAGCUCUCUAUCCAAUUCUUUUCGACCAGAUCAAGAGCAUCGUGGAGAAGUUUUUCGACCAGCAGGGCCAGGUUAUUGUCAUGGAUGUGAAUACGCAGUUUAUCGAGCACACGAUAUUCAUUAUGAAGAAUGUUCUGGACUCGAAAACGGAUCAGCCGUCGGAAUAUUUGGGCAUGACGAGCAUCGAGGGCAUGAUGCUUGCGAUUGUGCGAUAUGUAAGACAUCUGGACAUGACGGUUCAUGCGAUUCACAUCAAGACGAAGCUUUGCCAGCUCGUCGAAGUCAUGAUGAAGAGGAGAGACGAUUUGGCGUUUCGACAGGAGAUGAAAUUUCGGAAUAAACUUGUUGAAUAUCUUACGGAUUGGGUCAUGGGAAACACUCAUCAAAUUGCUCCUUCUGGCGGUGGUGAUGUUUCCAUCAUCACGAGGGACUUGGACCAAGCUUGUAUGGAAGCGGUGGGAGCUUUAUUGAGAGGAUUGCCUCUUCAGCCCGAGGAAUCAGAUCGAGGAGAUUUGAUGGAAGCGAAAUCUCAACUCUUCCUCAAGUACUUUACACUUUUCAUGAACCUAUUAAAUGAUUGCAACGACGUAGCGGCUGAAGAGAAGGAAGUGGUUUCGAGGCAAAGACUGACAACUGGAAAGCUUUCCACUCUUCGCAAUGCUACGAUCCAAGCGAUGAGCAAUCUCUUGAGUGCGAAUAUAGACAGUGGCCUCAUGCACUCGAUCGACUUGGGUUAUAAUCGCGACCUCCAAACUCGAGCAGCUUUUAUGGAAGUGCUGACAAAAAUUCUUCAGCAGGGAACAGAGUUUGACACUCUCGCUGAAACGGUUUUAGCGGACAGAUUUGAGCAAUUGGUGCAACUGGUUACGAUGAUAAGCGACAAGGGAGAAUUGCCGAUAGCGAUGGCUCUUGCGAAUGUUGUCACGACCAAUCAGAUGGACGAACUUGCUCGUGUCUUUGUCACUCUUUUCGACGCCAAACACUUGCUCUCUCCUCUUCUUUGGAAUAUGUUUUAUCGCGAAGUCGAGGUUUCGGAUUGUAUGCAAACCUUGUUUAGAGGCAACAGUCUCGGCAGCAAAAUCAUGGCAUUUUGUUUCAAAAUUUACGGCGCGAGUUACCUCCAGAAUCUCUUGGAGCCGCUCAUCAGGCCUUUGUUGAACGAUCCGGUUACGGGAUUUGAGGUCGACAGUGCAAGAAUUGACGCUAAUGAGGAUAUCGAGCAGAAUGGCAGGAACCUGAUCGCCUUGACGCAGAAGGUAUUCGAUGCUAUUGUCUCUUCCGCUGAUCGGUUUCCACCUCAGUUAAGGUCAAUGUGUCACUGCCUCUACCAAGUCCUGAGCAAAAGGUUUCCACAGUGUCCUCAAAACAACAUCGGCGCAGUCGGAACCGUUAUAUUCCUCCGCUUCAUUAAUCCAGCGAUCGUCUCGCCCCAGGAAAUGGGAAUCGUCAACAAACCCGUGCCGCCUCAAGUAAAACGAGGCCUGAUGCUCAUGUCGAAAAUCUUGCAAAAUAUUGCCAAUCACGUUGAAUUCAGCAAGGAACAACACAUGCUGCCCUUCAACGACUUCCUCCGCGCCCACUUUGAAAUCGGUCGAAGAUUCUUCAUCCAAAUCGCCUCAGACUGUGAAACCGUGGACCAGGCGAGUCAUCCGAUGUCCUUCGUCUCGGACGCCAACGUUCUGGCACUCCACAGACUCCUCUGGAAUCACCAAGAAAAGAUCGGGGAUUAUCUGAGCAGCAGUCGGGACCACAAAGCCGUCGGGAGAAGACCCUUCGACAAGAUGGCUACUUUACUGGCCUAUCUCGGACCUCCUGAACACAAACCGGUCGAUUCACACUUACUUUUCUCAUCUUCAUACGCUCGCUGGUCCAGCAUCGACAUGUCAUCAACCAAUUUUGAAGAGAUAAUGGUGAAACACAACAUGCACGAGAAGGAGGAAUUCAAGAGCAUCAAGAGCUUGAAUAUUUUCUACCAAGCUGGAACGAGCAAACAGGGAUAUCCGGUUUUUUACUACAUCGCAAGACGUUACAAAAUUGGCGAGACGAACGGAGAUCUUUUGAUUUACCAUGUGAUUCUCACCCUGAAGCCUUUCUGUCACUCUCCCUUUGAACUUGUCGUGGAUUUUACGCACACAUGUUCCGAUAAUCGCUUCCGAACCGAAUUCCUACAAAAGUGGUUCUACGUUCUGCCCGAAGUCGCCUACGAGAAUAUCCACGCGGCUUAUAUCUACAAUUGCAACAGUUGGGUUCGUGAGUACACGAAAUUCCAUGACAGGAUCCUGGCUCCUCUCAAAGGCAACCGAAAGGUCGUUUUUGUCGAUGGGCCCGGAAGACUGAAUGAUCUGAUCGACACGGAGCAGCAAAAACUACCCGGAGCGACACUUUCGCUUGAUGAGGAUCUGAAAGUCUUCACGAGUGCGUUAAAAUUGUCGCACAAAGAUACCAAAGUCUCGAUAAAAGUGGGACCGACCGCGAUACAAAUAACAUCGGCGGAAAAAUGCAAAGUUCUCUCGCACUCAGUAUUACUCAAUGAUGUCUACUAUGCCUCGGAGAUUGAGGAAGUGUGUCUAGUCGAUGACAAUCAGUUCACCUUGACGAUUUCAAAUGAAGCGGGACCCUUGUCUUUCAUUCACAAUGAUUGCGACAGCAUUGUCCAGGCGAUCAUCCAUAUAAGAAAUCGCUGGGAGCUCUCGCAACCAGACUCCAUGUCAGUUCAUCCGAAAAUCCGUCCAAAGGAUGUUCCCGGAACUCUUCUCAACAUGGCUCUCCUGAAUUUGGGGAGUUCGGAUCCGAAUUUAAGGACCGCCGCCUACAAUCAACUCUGCGCUCUCACAGCGACUUUUGAUCUCAAGAUCGAGGGACAACUCCUCGAGACUUCCGGCCUCUGUAUACCCUCGAACAAUACGAUUUUCAUCAAACAUCUGAGCGAGACUCUUGCCGCGAACGAUCCGCAUCUGACCCUCGAGUUUCUCGAAGAGUGCAUCGAGGGUUUCAAGGUCUCGACGAUUGAACUGAAGCAUCUAUGUCUGGAGUACAUGACACCCUGGCUCAAUAAUCUCGUGCGAUUCUACAAGCCAAAUGACGAGGGGGGGAAACGGCAGAAGCAGGUGACUCAGAUCCUCGAGAAACUGAUCACUCUGACGAUUGAGGAGGUGGAGAUGUAUCCGAGCAUUCAAGCGAAAAUCUGGAGUACGAUCGGAAGACUUCCGGAUUUGAUAGACACUGUUCUGGAUAAUUUUAUUCAGAGGAGUGUUCGUUAUGGUUUGGGAUCGCCGAUGGUGGAAAUUAUGGCUGACACGGCAGUCGCUUUAGCUUCCGGGAAUGUUCAGCUCGUCGCGAAGAAGGUGAUUGGAAGACUGUGUCGGGUUGUCGACAAAACUUGCACCUCUCCAACUCCUUUGCUGGAACAGCACAUGAUGUGGGACGAUAUUGCCAUCCUCGCACGAUACCUGCUGAUGCUCUCUUUCAAUAAUUGUCUCGAUGUCGGAAAACAUUUGCCAUAUCUCUUCCACACGGUGACCUUCCUCGUCUGUUCCGGAAGUCUCAGUAUGAGGGCUUCCACUCAUGGAUUGGUUAUCAAUAUCAUCCAUUCUCUCUGUACCUGUAGCUCGCCCUCGUUUUCGGAAGACACCUACCGGGUUCUGAGAAUGAGCCUCGACGAGUUUUCCCUGCCAAAGUUUUACUUGUUGUUUGGAAUUAGCAAAGUUAAGUCUGCCGCUGUGACUGCCUUCAGAUCUAGUUACCGGCAUUCAAACGAAAAAUGGUUUGGCAAUGAGCGGACCAUGGGUGGAGUUCAGGACCGAGAGAGACUCUCCUUGACCAGUUUGGAAGUGAUAACGGAUGCCCUCCUGGAAAUUAUGGAAGCCUGUAUGAGAGACAUUCCGAAAUGUGAUUGGUUGCGAACUUGGACCUCUCUCGCCAAGAGUUUCGCCUUUUGUUUCAACCCUGCCUUGCAGCCGAGAGCUCUUAUUGUUUUUGGCUGCAUCAGUAAGAGCAUCACUGAUCAGGAUAUCAAACAGCUCCUCAGGAUUUUGGUCAAGGCUCUCGAAAGCUUUAAUGAUAUCACUCUUCUCGAAUCAAUUGUCAUGUGUCUCACGAGACUGCAACCUCUUCUCAGACCAGAAUCACCUAUUCACAGGUAUGUGUUCUGGGUAGCCACUUCCGUUUUGCAAUUGGACGAGGCCUCGCUAUAUGCCUCUGGUUUAGCACUUCUAGAACAAAAUUUGCAUACUCUCGACUCUCAGGGAACUUUCGAAGAUAAGACUCUGGAAAAAGUGAUGAUGUCGACCCGGGAGCCUUUAGAGUGGCAUUUUAAGCAACUGGAUCACGCAGUUGGACUAUCGUUUAAAUCCAACUUUCAUUUUGCACUCGUUGGUCAUUUAUUGAAAGGAUAUCGACAUCCUACUCCAACUACUGUCACAAGAACAGCUCGAGUCGUCACGAUGUUGCUAGCAAUUGUCGCGAAACCAUAUCGAAGAGAUAAGUUUGAAGUCACACCUGAAAGUGUUGCUUAUCUUGCUGCUUUGGUGUCUGUUUCUGAAGAAGUAAGAAGCAGGUGUCAUAUAAGACAUUCUCUUGGCAGAAAUGAUUCUGGCAGUAAUGACUUUCUCGAUACUCUCAUAUCGCAUGGCUCCGAGGUUCCAGCUGGUCCCAACAAUCCACCGAAUCGAAGACAAAAAUCUUGGGAUCUUCUUGACCAAUCAGCAAUCACACAAGCUCGUCAACUGAAACAGCAUCCUUCUCAUCAGCGAUCUUUCUCGGUACCAUCUACGAAGGAAGCGAAGCCCACCGAUGAAUUGGAGCCAAAGAAUCGAAGCACCAGAGUCAGUGUGAGCAACGAGAACAACGUGCUGUUGGAUCCAGAAGUCCUGACGGACUUUUCCACUCAGACGCUCGUCCUUACUGUUUUGGCUACUUUGGUGAAAUACUCGACUGAGGAAAAUGAAACUAGAAUUUUGUACGAAUAUCUAGCAGAAGCCUCGGUAGUUUUUCCAAAAGUCUUCCCUGUUAUACAUAAUUUACUCGACGCUAAAAUAAAUAGUGUGUUAUCAUCUUGUCACGACCAAGCAAUUCUAAGUUCAGUUCAGGCGAUUAUUCAAAAUAUGAUAGCUUGCGAGGACACAAGUCAACAACAAUUGCAUUAUUUGCAAAGCUGUGGUUUUGGUGGACUUUGGAGAUUCGCAGGGCCAUACACAAAGUGCAAUCGUACGGCUGAGAGUGCCGAGUUAUUUGUUAAUUGUCUCGAGGCAAUGGUAGAAACUUGCUUACCAGUGGAAGAAAACGAAACGAUAACGCACAACGAGUCUUCCUCCGAGCACAUAAAGCGAUCCGCUGAUCAGGAAAAAUCGAAUUCCCACCCUGGAAGCGAUCGCUCGAAAAAUCGUUAUUCUUCCGAGGAAAAUGAGGAUUUGAGAAACUCCACUUCUCUCAGUCGUAAAGAUGGAGAGAGAAGAAUCGGAAGAUUGGCAGAUAUGGCGAGUCAAGAAAGUUCGAGUAACAGUAGCGGUGGCUCGCAACCCUAGCGAUUAAUUUCGGCGAGGCAGAGUGUCGAAUCUCGAAAAGAAAAUCUCCCAAAGUCUGAAAAACAAAGGAGGAAUCGCUGGCUGCCUGCUAUUGCUGCUACAUUAAUCCAAUGCCGUCCACUUGCGCUAAUGAGAAAAAUUCUCGAGGAAACAGCCAGCGUGAAUCUUAUUUUUUAUAUACCAAAAGUUCCACCAACGCGCGACAAUUUUGAGAUUUGUCUUUCGAAUUCAAAACUUGCGACAUAAUACUCAAGAGGACACGGUUUUUCCAAAUAAAAUGUUUAAGUUAAUAAUUAUUUAAUUAAUUUUUAAAUUAAAUUGCAAUGCAUGAAGCAUAGGAAAUUUAGAAUCUUGACAAGUGUUGAGAAUGAAAGACCAGAAGAUGCUGAUAUUAUAAUUUUCAUAUUAAAAUACCCGAAUAGUGGACCACCCCAUGAAAAAUAAGUAUUUAAGUAGAGAGUUUUUUAUAAAUAUUUAUUCAGUAACAGUCGACAGCUUCAUGAAAAUUAAUUAUUCAAAUAAAUUAUUAAUAAAUAAUAAGUAAAAGUAUUUAACAUGGGGUCGUUAACGUAUAUGAGUUAUGCCUAUAUUUUUGCAGUCACCAAAUUGUUACUCUGCACUUAACAAUUACUCAGCAUUUUUUCUUGUAUUCUAUACGCAAUGAUAUUUUGCUUAAGAUCUGUACAUAAUUUGUAGAUAUUUUUACCUUUAAGAUACUUUUAGGCGUUUGCUUCAAAAUAAUGAACAAAGAAUUUCCAGUUGAAAGUUUUUUCUUAAUUUUUUUGAGGGUAUUUCGUAAAUUAUUUGCGCUCCAUUUAAAAGAGAAUUAUCAGUAUUUUACUGCUAUUGUUAGUCAUUUGUUCAUAUUUGUUAAUUUCGAUUUAAAGAGCUAAUCGCUCUUUGCAUUUAAACUUCGAAACCAGACUUGCCUUGAUUUUCUUCUGAAGCUAUUUCAUCUUCUGUAAUUGUAUUUCCGGCGUUAAUUGUUUUCUUUGUACCGCAGACUAAUGAAUUCAUUAAUAUUUUUAUUUAUUCGCCAAGGCAAUAUUUUUCAUCUCUGGUGAAAAUUAUGUUUUCUCUCUGAGAGGUACAAACUAGGAGUUUUAGAAUUGAUGCAGUGUUCUCUCUGAAAUAGGGGAGAGACCGCCCAGAGUGGGUAAUCAUUAAUUAUGAGCACAAAUAUGGGUAAAGUAAUGAAUUAUAAUUUAUAUGUAUAAAUUCGUAUGUUUACAGGCUUAAUUAUUAUUUUAAUUUAUUAUUUUACAUAAAUUUGUAUUUUAAAUUAAUGAUUAUCGAGAGUAGGACGGUUUCCCCUAAACCUAAACUUUGUGCGAAAAAGGUUUUCAAUUAUGACAUUGCACAGU